GAGUACGGAGUAGUGGCCAUUGGUUGGGGAGAGUACGGAGUAGUGACCAUUGGUUGGGAUGAGUACGGAGUAGUGACCAUUGGUUGGGAUGAGUACGGAGUAGUGACCAUUGGUUGGGAUGAGUACGGAGUAGUGACCAUUGGUUGGGAUGAGUACGGAGUAGUGGCCAUUGGUUGGGAUGAGUACGGAGUAGUGGACCAUUGGUUGGGAUGAGUACGGAUGGCCAUGUGGUUGGGAUGAGUACGGAGUAGUGGCCAUUGGUUGGGAUGAGUACGGAGUAGUUGCCGUUGGUUGGGAUGAGUACGGAGUAGUGGCCAUUGGUUGGGAU
Molecule: messenger RNA, 328 nt
Organism: Staurois parvus
Lineage: Eukaryota; Metazoa; Chordata; Amphibia; Anura; Ranidae
Source: the annotation of a GenBank genome assembly